Bactrocera oleae (olive fruit fly) is the source of this 2493-nucleotide messenger RNA. It is a transcript of the gene Cog7, whose product is annotated as conserved oligomeric Golgi complex subunit 7. Gene Ontology annotation, biological process: Golgi organization; retrograde vesicle-mediated transport, Golgi to endoplasmic reticulum; intracellular protein transport. Lineage: Eukaryota; Metazoa; Arthropoda; Insecta; Diptera; Tephritidae. The record is from RefSeq and is a predicted model, not a curated record. Gene Ontology annotation, cellular component: COG complex.
AAUCAUCCCUAUAUUGCUAGGUUGCAACGUAUACCAUUAGUACCAAAUUGUCAUGAAAUGAAAUUGUUUAACUGACAUCGAGAAGACGCAGAAUCUUAUAAGCACAUACAGUUUUUAAACAAAUAAUAUUCUAAGAUAAUAUUAUUAAAUGGAUAUUGCCGCGUUGUCAGAUGAGACAUUUAACGCAAUUGAUUGGAUAAAUGUAAACUACAAUAAAUAUGGAGCGGAACAAGCAGACGGAUGUAGGGAUAAAAGUACUUUGCCCGAUAAUAACGACGCGUUGGCGAUGAGUUUUAUUGACAAAUACGUUUCCAAAUUACAUUUGUAUAUCCAGCAAGUACACUGUGCUGUUGAAGAAACUGGUCAAAAAUUGGUAUCUGGUAUGCCCCGUGUAAUUAAGGAAGCUAUUUUACUACAAGCUGAAGUGGAGGAAUUAAAAAAACGUAUGCAAGCAAUGCGAAAGGAAAUGACGGAUGUGCAAGAGGAAACUGGCGAUUGCAUGGCUGCAUUGGAACGUUUAAAUACCAUUCAAAGUAAAUUACAAAAAGCUAAGGAAUCACUGCAGGAAUCCGAUGGCUGGGGAAAUUUAAUAAGUGAAUUGGAGGAUUGCUUUGAGCAUAAUAACAUGAAGGGUGCCUUUGAGAAAUUGCUUAGCUUGCAAAAGUCCUUACAAGUACAAGAGCAAUUACCUGGACAUGCUGAGCGGCUCACGCAAGUGGAAGACUUUAAAAAUCGCUUAGAAGCUUUAGCUUCACCAAAUGUAGUUCAGUGUUUUUCUGAAGGCGACUUAGAGCAGACGAAGCAAUACGUAAAUAUUUUCGAUGGCAUCGGACGUAUCUCACAACUGGAACAAUACUACCGAGCCGUUCAAAAAAACUCCUUGCAACAGAAAUGGAAGCAAAUUUUGGACGUGCAAGCGGCGGAAAAUAUAAUGCAACACCAGUUUCUUUCAAUUUUCUAUACAAGUUUAGUGGAGCAUUGUCAACAGAAAGUAAAAUGGUGUGCGGAUGUGUUCGCUUAUGAACAAGGAAAUUUUCAACCAAUCAUCGUAGUGAUAGAAUUAUUACCAACAUUACAACCAACACGUGAGAGUCAUGUAUUUCAACUACUUAAAGCGUGUAACGAGAGACUAGAACUUUUGGAAGAGUGCUCGCAGGCGAAUCACAAGUUUCUGUCUCAUUUAACAGCAUUCCUAGAGCAAUCGAAAAUCGAAUUGUCUAAAGAAAUGCAAUGUCAGAUAGUGCAAGCUGUGUACGGUUAUUUCCACAAAUUUAUAGACCAAUACCCACGUAUAGAGGAAACACAUUUUUCAGCACAAAUAGAUAAAAUAUUAGUAAGCCACGCCUCAGCAGGAGAUUCCGUGCGUCAUUUGGAGAAUUGUAAUCAAAAAAUUUUUGAUUGGCUGAAUGAAUCUUGUGAACGCUGUAAAAAUAUAACAGAUGAUUUGGGAUUGUGUAAACUUAUUGAAAUUAUGAGUGGAAUUUUAAAGAAAAUUUUGGACAAUUUCUCAAAAACUCAGCGUCAAAUCGCUCUGAGUAUUGGACAUGCUACAGAAAAUUGGUUAGCACUGCAAUGUGCGAUGUCACUUCUACAGUGUUUGGCGGAUUUCCAAAUUAAACUGCAUAAAUUCGAAAAACAUAUACAAACCCGAUUGAUUAAAUUAAAAGAAAAUAUUGUUACCGUCAAAACGGAUAAUAACUACAAUAUAGGUAGCAUUCUGGAUAAUCAAGAACAAACAAGUUUAUUAAAUACCAUAGAAAGGUAUCAACAAAAAUUAGUAGAAACCAGUGGCGCGUAUUCAUCAUCUUCAAGAUUAUUCGCUUCAAUAUACGACCAUGUGAAAAUACAUUGUGAGGAAACGCAUGACAUUGCUUUAAAUGUUUUGUUAAAACCAGUAGAGGAGCAUCUUGUAAAUAUACAACCAUCACUGAACUUAAAUUCUGAUUCGUUAUUGCCAGCUAAUAUGCCGGAAUUCAGUUUCGUACCACAAGAAUGUAUCACUCAAAUUGGGCAAUAUUUGCUAACACUGCCGCAACACCUGGAACCGUUAUUAUUUACACCAUCUCCGUUACUCAAACAAGCUCUUGAGAUUUGUAACGUUAAAUACACCCAACCUGUUCCAUGUGCCGACAUAUUGUUGUCUUUAGUAGUGGAGCAAUGUUGUCAACUCUAUCAGUCUCAAAUAUUGCAAGUUAAAGCCCUGUCGUCCACUUCUUCUAAACAAUUUGCUGUGGAUAUUGAGUAUUUGUCCAAUGUCGUAGAAGAACUAGGUUUGUCUAUUAGUGUUGGUUUGUCGCAAAUUUUGACAUUACUUAAAGCUGAUCCAGAGAAUUACUUGGCUUUAAGCGGUGGCUGUGAACCGCGUUUAGUAACGGCCAUUCGACAAAUGCGCAAUAUUGUUUCAACUCAAUAGCCGUUCUGUGUAGUAUUCAAAAAGUGAAUAGUGUUUAUAAUAUUAUAUGAAAAUAUAUAUGUAUUGCUAUACAGACGCAA